Messenger RNA from Saccharomycodes ludwigii, 288 nucleotides. RefSeq names its product chromatin DNA-binding EKC/KEOPS complex subunit PCC1 (gene PCC1). The transcript has 2 exons. Bases 1 to 288 code for a protein of 95 amino acids. Lineage: Eukaryota; Fungi; Ascomycota; Saccharomycetes; Saccharomycodales; Saccharomycodaceae. The record is from RefSeq and is a predicted model, not a curated record.
AUGAGUACAGUGGAUAAACUUGAUCAUAAGUUUUAUACGGGUAUAUUAAAUAACAGGACAUUAAAAAUACCAUUUCAAAAUGCUAAACAAGCACAUAUUGCUAAACAAGUUUUAGAACCAGAUCCAGUAUUGAACCCUAACGAUUUUCAUAUGGAUUAUAUUAUUGGUACUCCUUCUUCUACACUCGUUAUUAUUUUUCACAGUGUGGAUGAUCGGCUAUUAAGAGUGGGUGUUAAUAAUUGUAUCGAAUCCAUCAAAACAAUUAUAGAAACAUUUGAUGAAUUAUGA